Diplodia corticola is the source of this 1689-nucleotide messenger RNA. RefSeq lists its product as uncharacterized. The transcript has 2 exons. The record is from RefSeq and is a predicted model, not a curated record. Lineage: Eukaryota; Fungi; Ascomycota; Dothideomycetes; Botryosphaeriales; Botryosphaeriaceae. Bases 1 to 1689 code for a protein of 562 amino acids.
AUGCGCUCACUUUCGCACCCGCUGGCCUACGUGGCCAUGCUCCUUCUUCUACUCUUCGGUGUCCAGGUCGCCCACGCUGGCGAUGCUGAAGGCCCCACCGAUGUCUGCCUCAGUGCCUAUGAACCUGGAUGCGCAUGGCCCGCCCAUGAGUACACCAACGUUCCUUGCUGCCCUGCUGAUCGUCCGGUCUGUACCACUGUCAUGGGCCACACCGGAUGUUUUUCUCUUGAUGAAGUCGAGGGUGGUGACGUCGUCGCUCGUGACGGCGGCUACCCGUACUCGACCAUCACAUUGGACUUCGGCAACUCUGGAACUUUGUCUGCGGGUAUUCCUUCCAGCGUCACCACGCUGUCGGACUCGUAUGCGCCCAGCAUCACUGCGCCAGCAUCGGACCCUUCGUCAAGCCUGCUCGCAACCUUGGACACUGCCAGUUCUUUCGAGACGGUCUCAUCUGCGAUGGUUUCUUACGGUCCCGGCGAAAUCUUGGAUUCUUCCAAUUCGUUCUCAAGCCAGUCAAUCUUCACUGAUCCCACCCCCCUGGCUACACUACCCCUGCCCACCGUCACUGUGCACGUCACGACAUUGACUGUUGGUGUAAAUACUCAGCACCACUCCGUCAUCACGAGUUCCGCUACCAGAACCGUCGAGCCCUUUGUUCAUUCCUGGACUUCGGCUCCAGCUUCAGACCCCGUCUUCAUGGCUUACACGGAUACUGACUGGUACGGGCCCAUUACCGCGAGGACGACUCCAGUCGCCUCUCCUGUCGCUCGGGAGUUUACGAUCGCGGAUGACAACGUGGAUGCAAUCACUUUCCAUCCUCUGUCACCGGUAACUGACGGCUCGGGUUUGAUUCCUUCUUCGCAUUCCGACGCCUCUCUUGCCGCUCGGGAGCUCACCAGUAUCUCGAUUGCUGAGGGCGAUGUAACUACAAUCACUGUCAAGAACGCGCAGAGUACUUAUCCUCUGGCGUUGAUCACUAAUAGUGCAGCCUUGAUUCCGUCCUCAUGCAUCAACCUUGCCACGGCUACUGGCUCAGCUGGUACUCCGCUCUAUUACACUUUCGUUGCGCGUGGUUGCACGGAGGGCCCCGCCACGACAGUGUCCAGCACUUCAACCACGACUUCGACCUCAGUCAUCAGUUCAUUCGAGAAGGCUGCUGUCGCUUCUGAGACUCCCAUUGGCUCCGGUCUGGAUCCCUCGUCGGAGCUUGAGAAGACAACCAUAGCCACCACGACUACCGGCGCUUGCGGUAGUGCUGGCACAGUCACUGUCGUUGUUCAGGCGACACCCAGCACGUCGACCGUCACAAUUUGGUACAGCACCACGCCCACUCACUCCAGCACGACCUCUUCGAUUGCAGUCUCCAGCGACAAGCUCUCAUCUAACAGUGCUGCAUCCGCGGACCCUAGCAGCUCUGCUGAUGCAGCCAACACUGAAGUUUCAAUGAGCUCGGUCAUGCUCAGCAGUUUGUCGUCUAGUGUCGUCACACCCCCGAUGACACCGACGACGCCCAACACACAGGGCACUCCUACACCGAUGACGCCCAACACACAGGGCACUCUUACACCGACGACGCCCAACACACGGGGUACUCCUACUCCGACCGUCUUCAAUGGCGGCGCCGGUGGUAUCAAGGUCAGCCACAGCUUGCUGACCAUCCUCACCCUUGCUUUCUUUCUCCUCCAGUAA